AUGGACAAGAUUGGAAUGACCCUCUCUGCAGGGAUCUGGGGCUAUGUCCUUCAGUCCGUAUCUUCAAAAUCAAAAGUCCUGCUCUCAUUGGGCCUUCUCGUCAAUAUCCUCGCCAGUGCAGUCUUUGCCAUGACAACGAAUCGCUACGUCCUGUACUCAACGAAGCUGUUGAUUGGAAUGUCUGAAGGGCUGCAAUGGGUGUGGGCCCCACUUUGGGUGGUCAAAUGGGCAGAUGAGACAUCCUUGCCACUUUGGAUCAACCUCUCUGGCUGUGUCGCAGCCGGUGUUGGUUCCGGCCUAGGCAUGCUCGUCGCUGGGUUCGGCACAGCCCAUGGCCUACCUUGCGCAGUGCCUUUUCAGAUAGAGGCGGCAGUCCUCUUCCUACUGUUUCUUCUCAUGAUGCUCACGCCCGGCGCGCAGCUCGCCAGCAGCAGUGCUGGCACACGCGAUGGAGUGAAGCAAGAUGUGCUGCAGUUUGAGGCCGGCGAAUGGCGGGCGGGACUACCCGACAAGUUGCGACUCCCACCCCGCAGAGGACGGCCCACGGAGCGCAAUGCCUCCGUCAGCCCGCGGCUGUGUGGGAGCCGGGGCAGGCUGGCUUCGUCCACGGUGGGCGCCGCGGCAUGGGACGACGCCGCCCUCUUUCAAACGGCGCAAGCCGUGGCGGCCUUUCAGGCCGAGAGUGAUGGCGAGGUCACCGUGCUGCCAGGAGAGCCGGUGACAGUGCUCCGCCACCCCGACGCAGACGAGGAUUGGGUCUUCGUUUGCGUACGCGGGCUGCGAGGCUGGUGUGCCCGCGAGAUAGAGCACAAGGACUGA
Symbiodinium natans is the source of this 819-nucleotide messenger RNA. NCBI's taxonomy places the organism in Eukaryota, Dinophyceae, Suessiales, Symbiodiniaceae. The record is from the annotation of a GenBank genome assembly.